Messenger RNA from Nicotiana tabacum (common tobacco), 1371 nucleotides. Its product is annotated as chlorophyll a-b binding protein, chloroplastic. Gene Ontology annotation, cellular component: membrane. Lineage: Eukaryota; Viridiplantae; Streptophyta; Magnoliopsida; Solanales; Solanaceae. The record is from RefSeq and is a predicted model, not a curated record. Gene Ontology annotation, biological process: photosynthesis, light harvesting.
UCUUUCAGAUAAAAAUUAUAGUGUCAACACAUGUAGGUGAAUUGUCAUAAAUACCCCCAUGAAGAUCUCAACUUACACAGCACAGAAAGGGACAGUAAAGCAUACGAGGCCUUUUGAACAAAGAAUAUGAACCACCAGAUUUAGAUUUUUCCAGGUAAACUGAAGGAAGUGAAGGCAGAGGAAUCAGAUAUUAGAUUGUGGUUGCCACAUGUCAAUUCAAGCAGCCAAUCACAGAUUCACCCUUUAUCCAUCAAGAUAAGCCUCUUCUUCUUCAUACAAUAUCAGCUUCUUCAUACACACCACCAAUUAUUCACUGCAUUCAAGGAAAAAUCAACCAACAUGGCCUCCGCCUGCGCUUCAUCAGCCAUUGCAGCAGUUGCAUUCUCUUCUCCAAGUUCCCAGAAAAAUGGAUCAAUUGUAGGAGCAACAAAGGCUUCUUUCCUUGGAGGGAAAAGAUUGAGAGUAAGCAAAUACGUCGCACCAGCUGGAUCAAGAUCGGUUGCUGUCUCUGCUGUUGCUGCUGACCCUGAUAGACCCCUCUGGUUCCCUGGUAGUACCCCUCCUCCAUGGCUCGAUGGCAGCCUCCCCGGGGACUUUGGUUUCGACCCUCUUGGCCUUGCAUCUGACCCGGAGAGCUUGAAAUGGAACCAGCAGGCAGAACUUGUACACUGCAGAUGGGCAAUGUUAGGUGCUGCAGGCAUUUUCAUCCCAGAAUUCCUAACAAAGAUUGGCAUUCUUAACACACCUUCAUGGUACACUGCUGGUGAACAAGAAUACUUCACCGAUACAACCACUCUCUUCGUCAUUGAGUUGGUACUUAUUGGCUGGGCUGAGGGAAGAAGGUGGGCAGAUAUCAUCAAGCCUGGGUGCGUAAACACAGACCCCAUCUUCCCUAACAACAAGCUCACGGGCACAGAUGUCGGAUAUCCAGGAGGCUUAUGGUUUGAUCCUUUAGGUUGGGGAUCUGGUUCUCCUGAAAAGAUCAAGGAGUUGAGGACAAAGGAGAUCAAGAACGGAAGGCUGGCCAUGUUGGCUGUCAUGGGUGCAUGGUUCCAACACAUCUACACUGGAACAGGACCAAUUGACAACCUUUUCGCUCACCUUGCUGAUCCUGGUCACGCCACUAUUUUUGCUGCUUUUCAGUCCUAAGUAAGAAGCAGGAGCACCAUUUGUUGGCAUUGAUGUGUUGGAGUGACACUCUGAAGAUCUGAAGAAAGAAAUUUUAGAAAUUGUUUUCCAACUUAAUGUUGUAUCACUAAUCUUAAAUUACCUCUGUGUCCAUCUUCUGUAGAAAAUGAUUAAGCAGUGUACAAAUACCUAUCGGAACUCCUAACAGCACUAAAAUAAAUACCAAGACCUCAUUAAGCUGCA